AUGCCCGUCAAGCCCUCAAGCGCCACGGAUGUCAACCGCGGUGGUAGCGGCCCGACCCGCCGCGUGAACGCCGCAGCAGCCAGCCGAGCCCGCGGCAAGGCCCCGAAGACUGAGGCCGUGCGCGCUCCCAGGCAAAAUGCCGAUGCCGCACUCAUCUACAAAGAGGGCGCCACAGGCGCACAAGUUGAUCCCUACACGGUGCUCAUCUUCAGCGUUGCCUUCAUCGCAUCCGUCUUCCUCCUUCACAUCUGGGCCAAGUUCUCCUCCUAA
Molecule: messenger RNA, 270 nt
Organism: Salpingoeca rosetta
Lineage: Eukaryota; Choanoflagellata; Craspedida; Salpingoecidae
Exons: 4
Coding region: 1-270 (89 amino acids)
Biological process (GO): intracellular protein transport
Cellular component (GO): Sec61 translocon complex
Source: RefSeq, a predicted model, not a curated record